CUUCCUUCCCUCCCUCCCUCCCUGUCCCCUCCUUCUCCUCCCGCUCCCCGGGGCCCCCAGCCCGGCCGGGCGCUGACAGCAGGGGCGGGGGGGUCCCUGCUGCCGCCGCCUCGGUGUCUCCCACAGGCUUCGGCUGGGGUCGCGGAGCCCCAGGCGCGGCCAUGGACCGGCCCCUGGCGUCGUCGGCGGAGGCGGAGGAGGAACUGGAGUGGCAAGUGGCGAGUCGGCGCAGGAAGGCCUGGGCCAAGUGCCGCGGCUCCUGGCAGGCUUCGGAGACGGAGGAUCUGUCCACAGAAGCAACGACGCAGGACGAGGACGAGGACGACGAGGAGGACCUCCCUGGUGCGAAGCUGCCGGCGGUCGCGGGGAGAGGAAACGUGCCCAACGAGAAGAUCGCGAUAUGGCUCAAGGACUGCCGUACACCUUUGGGAGCCUCACUGGAUGACCAAAGCAGUAGUACACUCAAGGGUGUGCUUGUGAGAAAUGGAGGAAGUUUUGAAGAUGAUUUGUCGUUGGGAGCUGAAGCCAACCACCUCCAUGAAAGUGAUGCUCAAAUUGAAAACUGCAAUAAUAUCGUGGCCAAAGAGAGAAGACUACAGUUUCAUCAGAAAGGGAGAAGUAUGAAUUCCACGGGAUCUGGGAAAAGUAGUGGGACAGUCUCAAGUGUUUCAGAAUUGUUGGAACUUUAUGAGGAAGAUCCUGAAGAAAUUCUUUAUAAUCUUGGAUUUGGGCGAGAUGAACCAGAUAUUGCUUCUAAAAUCCCAUCACGAUUUUUUAAUUCAUCAUCAUUUGCCAGAGGGAUAGAUAUUAAAGUAUUUUUGAGUGCUCAAAUGCAACGGAUGGAAGUAGAAAACCCAAAUUAUGCUUUAACAAGCCGUUUUCGUCAAAUUGAAGUGCUUACUACUGUAGCCAAUGCAUUUUCUUCCUUAUAUUCCCAAGUCUCUGGGACUCCCCUGCAGAGAAUUGGAAGUAUGUCCUCAGUGACCUCAAACAAGGAGACAGACUCACCUCCACCUUUAACUCGAAGUAACACUGCAAAUCGUUUAAUGAAAACACUAUCAAAACUAAAUUUAUGUGUUGAUAAAACAGAGAAAGGAGAAGGUAGCAUGCCUCCCCCGGCAAGUGAAAAAGGGAAGGUUCUAAAUGUCGCAAUGAUUGAAGAAGGUGUUAAUAAAAGUGAUCAAAAGUCUCAAAAAAUUAUAAAGAAGAAAGACUCAUCUUUCUUGUUGGCUACAGUUAAAGAAGAGGCAUCAGGUAGUUCAGCAACUGUUAUGGAUAAUGCUGACAUUAAUAGACUUUAUGAUAAAGCAGAUAGUAACUUCAACCAAGAAACUGAAGGUGAACAAAGUAAAGCAUCUCAAAGUCAUGAGAGUAGACUGGGUGAGGAAUCUGAUAUUAUGAAAUCUGAUUUAAGUAGCAGUGUCAACAUGUCCAGCCACAUUGAGCUAGAAAAUAGCAGUGAGCUGAAAGAUACCCGUGUGUCAACACCUGAAAAAGAGCCUUGUGCACCAUUGACAAACCCAUCCAUAAGAAAUAUAAUGGCACAGCAGAAGGACUCCUUCGAAAUGGAAGAGGUUCAAAGUACAGAAGGAGAGGCUCCUCAUGUUCCAGCCACAUACCAGCUAGGUCUGACAAAAUCAAAAAGAGAUCAUCUAUUACGUACUGCCAGUCAGCAUUCUGACAGCAGUGGUUUUGCUGAAGAUCCGACAGACUGCCUCUCCCUUAAUCAUCUUCAGGUUCAGGAGCCCUUGCAAGCCAUGGGGAGUAGUGCUGACAGUUGUGACAGUGAGACAACAGUCACAUCAUUUGGUGAAGACCUAAUCACACCAACAGCACAAGACCAGCCUUAUUUUAAUGAAUCUGAGGAGGAGUCUGUUGUCCCUCUUCUAAAGGGAAGAGAGAAGGUAGUGACAAGUGCUGACCAAAGCAAGUUAGAUAGCCAGAAUUUUCCCAAACAUGAGACUGUCGAGGCUAAUGGAAAUGAACAGUCCACCCGUCAUCAAGAGGACUGCAUGACUGAAAUCACUGAAUCUCAAAAGGAUUUGUCUCCAUCCCAGAGAGUUGAGCUACCAAGGGAAGAAAGUGCUGAAAGUGAUGUGGAUAAAAUCAGUGAAUAUGAAUUUGUCCAGUAUACCACACACCAUAUUCUUAAAUCAUUGGCGUCUAUUGAAGCUAAAUGCAAUGCUAAGGGUUCUGAAGAUACUGUGGUGCCUACUCCCUCUUCUGUGGACAAAGUUAAUACAGCUUUGCAAAGAGCUCAAAUGAAGGUUCAUGGUCUGUCUGGUCAAAGAGUAGGACGUAGCCUGAUAAAAUCGAAAGAUCUAUUAAAACAGAGGUACUUAUUUGCAAAAGCUGGCUAUCCUCUAAGAAGGUCUCAAUCUUUACCAACCACAUUAUUGAGUCCAGUAAGGGUUGUGUCUGCUGUCAAUGUUCGCUUGUCUCCAGGAAAAGAGACCAGAUGCAGUCCACCUUCCUUCACCUACAAGUACACACCUGAAGAAGAGCAGGAAUUAGAAAAAGAGGUGACUGAGCAGGAUGGCCAGUCUCUAGUUAAAUCCACUAUUUUCAUCUCUCCAUCAUCUGUGAAGAAAGAAGCCUCCCAGAGUGAGGUGAACCGGCUCGAGGAGUGCCGUCAUCGAAGGACUCCCACCUGCUCAUUUUCUGCUCCAGCACCCAUAUCGCAGUCCUCCUGCUCCCUUCAUUCUGCCCACUCUGAAUGGCAGGAGAGGCCCCUGUGUGAGCACAUGAGAACUCUAAGCACUCACAGUGUCCCCAACAUAUCUGGUGCCACCUGUAGUGUCCUCUCUUCCCCGUUUGGAUGUCCUUACUUACAUAGACAUGCUGCCUACCCUUACCGGGUGUGCUCUGUGAACCCUCCUUCUGCCAUUGAAAUGCAGCUGCGAAGAGUGCUGCAUGAUAUUAGAAACUCACUGCAGAAUCUUUCACAGUACCCUAUGAUGAGAGGACCUGACCUUGCUGCUGCUCCAGACAGGACUCAGAAAUCAUCUGUUCUACCUCUGUAUGAAAAUACUUUUCAGGAGCUCCAGGUAAUGAGGCGGAGCCUGAAUUUGUUUAGAACGCAAAUGAUGGAUUUAGAAUUGGCAAUGCUGCGUCAGCAAACCAUGGUUUAUCAUCAUAUGACUGAAGAGGAGAGAUACGAAGUUGAUCAGCUCCAGAGCUUGAGGAAUUCAGUCCGAAUGGAACUCCAGGACCUGGAGCUGCAGCUGGAGGAGCGCCUGCUGGGCCUGGAGGAGCAGCUUCGUGCCGGGAGGGCGCCCUUGCCCUUCUGCUCCUCAGCACUGGUGGGCAUGUGUGGCAGUAGAAGCGCUGAUAACUUGUCAUGCCCUUCUCCAUUGAAUGUAAUGGAACCAGUCACUGAAUUGAUGCGGGAACAGUCAUAUCUGAAGUCUGAAUUGGGCCUGGCGCUUGGAGAAAUGGGCUUUGAAAUUCCUCCUGGAGAGAGCUCAGAAUCAGUUUUUUCCCAGGCAACAUCAGAGUCAUCUUCUGUGUGUUCUGGCCCCUCUCCUGCUAAUAGAAGAACUGGAGUAAUUUACAGUGACUCAGUGGGCAAACCCAAAACCCAGUUAGUGUCAAGUAAGAAAGUAUUCCGUGCUUCAGUAGCCCUCACGCCAACAGCUCCUUCUAGAUCAGGUUCCAUGCAGACGCCUCCAGAUCUGGAAAGUUCUGAGGAAGUUGGAGCAGCUGAAGAAGGCUCAGAGGCUGUACGACCUAAAUCUGAAGUAGAAGAAGGGCAUGGAAAUAGCCCAUUAAUGCCAGCUGCUGAGGAAAUGCAUAAAAAUGUGGAACAAGAUGAGUUGCAGCAAGUCAUACGGGAGAUUAAAGAGUCUAUUGUUGGGGAAAUCAGACGGGAAAUUGUAAGUGGGCUUUUGGCAGCAGUAUCUUCAAGUAAAGCUUCCAAUGCUAAGGAAGACAAAUAGUCAUUAAAUAGAAUUUACAGGUUGACGUGGAUUCGUAUUAGCAUAUUGGAGUUAUCAAUGGUAUACACUGGGGGAGGUGUUAUUUGUGCUUCAGAAGAUACUUGCUGCUGAGCUGGGCUACUGUGUAAAUGUACAAUGUUUAUUUCUUCUAUGCAUAUCUUUUAAAAUACGUAGAAACAUAGGCACUUUGCUGACCAUUCUUUUCUAAACUAUCAAAACUGUAGCAGUUUGAAAACCUAAUAUUUAUUUGUAUGUCAAUAUUUUCUAAUUGAUUCCCUAUGUAGAAUUAAUUUUAAAACUUGAAGACUUCCAGACUUAACCAACUUAUAAAUAACAUAUUUCUUCAGAAUAGCUUCUUAAAACACUGACCUCUAUGAGGUAUUUACUGUGCAAUAACUGAUUCCUUUUUUGAGAGCUUGAAGCAACCAAUGAUUUUCCCUUCCACUGCUGUUAAUUAGUGUCACUUCCAAGAAGAAAACGUGUUCUGUUGUAAAAAUUGAUAUUCAUUCUUGAGGAGGUUACUAAUAGCAGUAUGACAGAAUUAUAUGAGGUUACCUACAACUACUUAAUGUUCUUACACUGUAAGCCUUGUUACUUUACCCGAGACAAAUGUAAUUUUAUUAUAGCUUUUGUAGUAUUUUUCUUUGGGAAAUAUGCCUUAUGUUAAACACUAUGUACUAUUUGCCCUGUUCAGACUUUUUUAUUAUAAGGGGAGGUUUCUUCUGUCUUUUAGACAAAAUAGUAGAGUAUUGCCAAAAUAAUGGGGCCUAUAACUCGAAUGGGUAGAAAUGAUUAAGCUGGUUUUGUCUUUUCAAAAUGAAACUAAUUUAGAUUUGUUCUCUUUAUCCAUAAAUGGUUUGACUUCAGUUAUGACCAGUGAAAAAUUUUUCUUUUUUUAAUGGAAAAAAGAAAAAGAAAAAAGGAAAACUGUGUCCUGUUUGGUUUUUAUAUGUGUUAAAUAGAAUAUGUAAAGUAACAACCAAAUGUUAUUGGCAUUAUUCUUUGCGCAUUUAUAGUUUUCAACUCAUAUUAUGUUUCUUUGUGUGUAAAAUUUUAAUCAAAAGUGUUUGAGAUGUUAACAGUAUUCUUUGAAAGAAUAUCUAAAGGUCUAUGAAUGUUUGAAUUAUCACACAAAGGCUGAUUUCUAAAAAAAAAAAAAAAAAAAUUAAAACAAUAAAGUAUUUAUUUUGCC
This is a messenger RNA of Orycteropus afer afer, 5130 nucleotides long. The record is from RefSeq and is a predicted model, not a curated record. NCBI's taxonomy places the organism in Eukaryota, Metazoa, Chordata, Mammalia, Tubulidentata, Orycteropodidae.